AUGGUUUUGAUGAAGGAAAACAAUCUUCCCCCACUGUUAUGGCUUCUGGAGCGCGUCACUAAACUCAUUCAGGGAAAGGAUGGUGUUGCGGGAGUAGCUGAAGUAAAGACCAAGAAAGGGCAUCUUCUUCGAGCCUAUAAUCGCCUCGUGACACUACCAGUUGAAGCGGACUGGACCACUUCAAAGCCGGGGAGCAUAUUGCGUUUUAUCGUAAAUCGAAACGCAACAGUGACAAAUAGCCGAGGCCAAUCAAAAAAUUUGAAUUAA
Parnassius mnemosyne (clouded apollo) is the source of this 267-nucleotide messenger RNA. Lineage: Eukaryota; Metazoa; Arthropoda; Insecta; Lepidoptera; Papilionidae. The record is from the annotation of a GenBank genome assembly.